Mizuhopecten yessoensis (Yesso scallop) is the source of this 917-nucleotide messenger RNA. RefSeq names its product fibrinolytic enzyme, isozyme C-like. Lineage: Eukaryota; Metazoa; Mollusca; Bivalvia; Pectinida; Pectinidae. Gene Ontology annotation, molecular function: serine-type endopeptidase activity. The record is from RefSeq and is a predicted model, not a curated record. Gene Ontology annotation, biological process: proteolysis. The transcript has 7 exons. Bases 15 to 869 code for a protein of 284 amino acids.
CGUUAGUCGACACCAUGGCAGUUUGGCUUCUCUGUCUUGUUUUCAGCGGUUGCCUAGCGUUCCCGGAGAUUCCAACUCCCCACCACCCGGGGCAGGACCUUAUCGACCUUGCCUUGCAGACUCAGGCUGAUUUGAAGGGAGAGAGCAGGAUCGUGGGAGGUGAUGACGCCUAUAUCAAUAACUACCCAUGGCAGGCCUCACUGAGGUCUUAUGGACAACACAUCUGUGGUGCCGUUAUACUUAGUGAGGACUUUGUUCUCACGGCAGCUCACUGCGUUGGAAAUAGCGCGAGUACGUACUCGAUCCGUGUAGGCAGUUCCAGUCGCGUCUCUGGAGGUUCCACACACUCCGUAUCCAAUGUGUUGCAGCACGAAAACUUCCAAAAUUCGCCAAACACUGGCGAAGGCGCCUUUCCAAAUGAUAUUGCCAUCAUGAAGUUAAGUUCUUCAAUUUCGUUCAACUCAAACAAACAACCGAUAAGUUUGACAUCCGCUACUAACGCCCAACUAGCAGGCUACAAUGAAGAGGACUGUGUGAUUACAGGAUGGGGUAGAACAAGCAGCGAUAGUGAUUUACCCACUCAGCUCCAGAAGACCAACGUUAAGGUACUGACUGAUGCCGUUUGCACACCAUAUAUUGGUUCCAAUUACCUGAACGGAGACAUACAUAUUUGUCUGGACGGCGCAGGAGCCUCAGGAAGCUGCAAUGGUGACAGUGGAGGUCCUUUGGCGUGUAGAGUCGGUAAUGAAUUUGAACUUGCUGGUGUGACGUCAUUUGGACUGGUAGGCUGUCCGACGAACUCUCCUUCAGUAUACGCCGAGACGUACGCCUUCAGGACCUGGGUCCAAAACGCCAUGAAAAGCAUGUAAUCUUAGUUGUAAUCAUGUUAUUUCAACAGUAAAGAUAUAUCAAGCCUC